AUUUUAAAAUUUCUAUUAGUAAAUGGUAUCCUGCAAAGGAAGGUUGGAAAGUUAUAGUUAAAGAUCCUUUAAUGUUUGCAAGGUAUCUUCGUAUAGAUUUUUUAUCCCACUACGGACGUCAAUAUUAUUGUCCCGUAAGUUCUCUUCGCGUUUAUGGUUCGGAUGAAUACGAAAAGUGGAAAAGAGAACAAGAAGAGAUUGAAAAUCAAAUACUUAAAAGCACUCAAAAAACUCAAGAAAUUAUAUCACCAUCUAAAACAUCUCAUGAUACGGAUGUUGGCGAAUCAAAUUUAAAUGAUGAUAAUUCUAGUCUCUUAAUGUCUGCUUCACCUAUUCCUAAUGCAAAAAAGGAUUUGGUAAAAGAGUUACCUGAACAGUUGAAAAACCCUUCAGGAUUAAAGGAGAAUUCAUCCAAUUUACGAAGCAAAGAUAAAAUUAAUACCGAUAAAAAUCUUGUACCCUUAAUUGUUGAAAUAUGCCCAGUAAAAGAUAUAUAUGAGUUGUUUCAAUACAAAUCAU
Messenger RNA from Scutellospora calospora, 519 nucleotides. Lineage: Eukaryota; Fungi; Glomeromycota; Glomeromycetes; Diversisporales; Gigasporaceae. The record is from the annotation of a GenBank genome assembly.